Dendronephthya gigantea is the source of this 3384-nucleotide messenger RNA. RefSeq lists its product as uncharacterized. Gene Ontology annotation, molecular function: oxidoreductase activity, acting on CH-OH group of donors. NCBI's taxonomy places the organism in Eukaryota, Metazoa, Cnidaria, Anthozoa, Malacalcyonacea, Nephtheidae. The record is from RefSeq and is a predicted model, not a curated record. The transcript has 2 exons. The coding region runs from base 935 to 2644 and encodes 569 amino acids.
UUUUGGUAGGCUGAGCACUAAUUAAAUUGGGCACGGGUAGCCAUUUUAGCCAUGCCGUGUUACACUACACCCAAUUUAUUGGCACGGCACGGCUAAAAUAGUUACCCGUGCCCAAUUGUAUUGGUGCUCAGGCUACCAAAACAAAGGCCAAGCACAGAUGAAAUGGGCACGAUUACCUAGUGUAAACGGGGCUUUAAGUAAGCCAGAUUUUUGCACAUGUUCCUGCCGGCUUUUUUUCUGGCUGCGGCUUGUUCUUCCAAAUAUUUCUAUCACACAGCGUGUUUUCCAUUUUGCGAUUUGAUAUUCAACUCAUUUUGCUCGAAAGUGCGAAUUAUAGAAACACAGCGAGGGGAGACGUCAUGCAGACAAUCAAUCACAAAUAUCGCUUUUACGUCAAUACAAACCAUGAGGUGCAAGCAUAAAAACCUUAACAGCAUAUGAACGGAUGAAUCACUGCAUGAAAAUCGGUUUUCGUAAGGAUUUCCAAUUCCAACAGUUCGCUAGCGAAAUAUAUUUACAUAUAUUUUUUUGAAUAAUUACGGAAAGAAAUUCGUUCACCCUGAGAGUAUCGUUUCAAAUUAAAAAUGCAAAUAUUUUGCGAGCCAAUCAUUUCACCGCCGGUGGUUUGAGGGGAAACCCGGCCUAGCUGCUUCCAAGAAAGGAAGUGCAAAUCGAAAGUUGAAUUUUGCUUAUAUGUUUAAUAUAAAGGCUUAGCAACGGGCGACGGAAGAAUAAGAUAAAAGCAGCUACAAUGAACCAACUUAAUUUUUAAAAAGAUAACAUGGCAUAUUUCCUUGUACGUAUACUGUAUACAUAUAAUUACUAUUGUUAAACCGUAUGGAAUGCAACAUAAUACGUUUCACUUCCAAGAAAUGCGACAGGAAAUAAGAUUUAAAAGUUCAAGUUUGUAAACUCAAAUUAAGUUUGCCUCGUCAUGGGCGACGGAGAAUCCCACCAGUGCUGUAGUCAGGCAUUCUCCGAAUCAAACGACGAAUUUAUGAGCGGGAAACGAUGGCAGGAAUGUCGUGAACAAGUUUGCUUCGAUUAUGUUGUGAUUGGAUCAUCGUUUUGUGCGUGGGCCUUUACUCAUCGCAUCUUGUCGAACAACCCAGAAGCGAAAGUUCUUAUUCUCGAAUGCGGCGAAUAUCGUCGGGAGCACUUCGAAGACCAUGAACCCUCCGAAAAAAGGGAAUUGACAUAUUCCACAAAGACAUUUCCGUGGAAUAUUACGAGGAAAAUGCAGGAUGAAGAAUACAUCAAAGAUCUGGACGGGGUGAACAUUUUCUUUGGAGGGCAGUCGGCUUUUUGGCGCGGUUGGUGUCCCCAACCGACUAGAGAAGAUCUGGAUGGUUGGCCGGACAGUGUUAAAAAUGUUGUCGAAAAAUACUUUCCAGAAGCAGUUGAGCUUCUAAAUGUCAAGUCUGCAAAUACGAUUGGCAUGAAUGAGCACGUCAACGACAAUCGUGUUUUUGGCAAACUUCAAAACGUUCUUGUUGAAAGAAUUCAAUCGUGCCUACCAGAAGUUAGUCACGCCAUGCUUGCUAUUAGCCCGGAUAAAUCCAGAUGUGAACGCAUCCAAAAGACCACAGUUGCUGAUCCUUUGCUUGAACUGUUACGGAAAAAGAAAUUGGAAAUAAAAAUUAAUUGUGAGGUGAAGAAGAUAGUGCAUGAAAAUUGCAAUGCUGUAUCUCUUGAAACAAGCGAAGGAAACGUCAAGCUUGGAAACGCCAAACUCAUUCUGGCAAUGGGCGUACUUCCAGCAACUACUCUCAUGCUAAAUUCCUUUCCUCCGUCUUCUUUCAAGCCACUCUCUGGUAUUGGCAGCCGAUUCACGGCCCAUUUUAGGAGUUCUAUUCUCGCACGUGUUCCAUUUUGUAAGGAUUCGCGUCCCUGGAGCGUGUUUCACAAUCUUAAAGACGAAAUCGUGGGACGAUUCGAGGUAGCAGCCAUGCAUAUCCCGGGAACGAACCCGAAUCAAGAGGGUCACUUCCAUAUUCAACUUUCAGCAAUUCUAGACUGCACCCCACGUGACGACACUAAAACAACAGAACAUCAAUAUCCAGAUGUGCUGCCUGCGUUCUUGAUCAAGAAAGAAACCUCGUCUAAAGACCCGCCACAUUUACUUCUGGUUUGCAAAAUUAUCGGUGGGCUCGAUUAUCGAAAUGAAAAUAAUUGGUUUCGGCUCGACAGUGAAGUUCCUAGCAGUGAGGAAAUUGUUCGUGAUAAUCAUGCAGCUGCCACUUACAAUACCACCCUCCAAGCCGUGACUAAUGAGACGGACCUUCAACUCUGGAAUACUAUGGAGGAAUCCACUUUUGAAAUGCUUGAAAAUGCUUUUGCAAUGGGAGAAGAUUAUCCUGACGACCCAUGUCAGUUGGAGUUCUGGCAUGACCCCGAAGAAGGCUGGAAAAGGGAUCGCCCUCCUCCAGACAAAAUUCGUCGUAAUCGUUUGGUUCACCCGGCAUCGACUAUGUGGAUAGGUGAGUACGAUGAAUCAACGCCUGUUGAUUUGGAUUAUCGAUUCAGAGGUGUGGGAAAUGUGUAUCUCACCGGAGGUGCCCUUUGGCCAGUUGCCGGUUCGUUGAACCCAACCUGCAUAAUGGCUGCCUUAGCCAUGAAUCUAGCUGACAAACUCCUUAAUUAACAUUGACCGCACGCAGAACAGAGCAAAGUUAUAAAGUGUUUUCUGAUCGUACGCAAUUAUUUUAUUCAUUUUUUACGUUUAACUUUAGCGGGCGAAAUAGGGACAAAAGCAAAACGAUUAAAGUUAAAUUAGCAUGUUUUAAGUUUUUAACCGCCUGCACUUAGUAUAUUACUGAACGAAUUUUAAGCAAUUUUCACAACACGAGCUGCAGUAUUGUAUUGAAUAUACAGAGUGUCCUAAAAAAAUUUCUCCUCUAUUGAAAUCAGGCCUUUGUUCAGUAGAAUCUGACUGCCUUAAUAUUAUCAUAAACCCAAUUGAAAGCAAGACGCUUUAUUUGAAUGCUUUAACCUAAUAACUAUGCUAUUUAGACACUACUGAGUUGAUCAUGCAUUCAAAUUCCAACAAAAGCUUCAUUUCAGUAGGCGGGACUUUUUUGGAGGGACACCCUGUACAAUACCCUAAAUUUUUGAAAUGAAUUUGUAAUAAAUAAGAUUUUAAUAAAUAUGCAAUUCAGUUACACUUCCUCAUUAAACUUCCUUACCUGCCCAAAUAUUGACAAACGUUAUGUGAACACAUUUCGAGCAUGGUCCCAAGUUCGACCGCGGUCCAGUGUGAACGCGGGCUUCCGACACUAGGAAGUUUACGAUUCACGACGCGGCCAGCUGGACGACGCGUUUGGAAAACCAAGAAACUCCACACGCGAGACAAUAUAGCUAUACAUCAGUAAAUUGUGGUCCAAU